GAAAUUAUUACAAGAAGAUUACUUGAUAAUUUAACAUGACGGUAGAUGUUUGCUUGAGAAAUGAAACCGUGGAUUAUUUCAAUAGAUUUCUAACGCUAGUGAAGAAUGUACGCUUGAGGAAAUAUUUUGUGUUUUUCUGCUUGGUGACGUCAUUGUGCUUGGGUUACUUAAUGCUGAGGUAUAACAACUCCAAUGUUUUGUUCAUCGACAAAAUUGUUCAGAUUAUUCACGUGGGUGACGUAAUGACAGGUUACCAUAAACAGCCCAGCCAUGACACCGUUUCAAGUGUAGAGAAACUUCUAGAAUUCAGAGCCAGAUUGGCCGUUAGAUUGAAUAAAACCGUCGCUAUGGACGCUACGAAGGUGGAGUGUGCACAAAUAGCUAGAGAGCCGAGGUUAGCGUGGCGCAGUCGGCCAUCUUUAAACGGCAGCUUUACGGCAGACGCGGACCACGCAUGGAUGACUUUAGUUCGAGACAAGUGCCACGCCCUUUGGUUACCUGAGUUCCUGAGUAAACCACCUGUGCCCUUUUUGUACGAGUUUGAAAAGAUGUACGUGCUGGACCCGCCCAUAGAAAACCUGACACAAGUCUCAAGUCAUAAGUCAUCUACAGUCAUCUUGCUAAACAACAGCCAAACCUUCACCGUGGGUGACACCAUCGCUCUCCGUGUGGAGGUCAAGGACCAGGAGGGUCAGCCAAAGGUCAAAGGUGGCGAUGAGAUGAGAGCCUGGUUCCAGGAUUUGGAUCACGACAGCAAACUGGCAGGUCAGGUGACAGAUUUGAACAAUGGAACUUACCUGGUUACAGCUGUUCUACCUUGGGAAGGUCGGCUCAGGGUCACCAUACACCUGGCUUACUCCAGAGAAUUUUUUACUGCUCUGCUUACAAGUCACCUGAUGAUAAAAGGAUAUAAACAAGCAGUUGGCGGGUUUGUGAGCUCACAGGCGAGUGAGGCAACCCUUUGCCACAACACUGACGUCCUCCCAGGGUACACCCAGGGGGAGGUCUGUAACUUGACGUCAUCGAACGGGUCCCCGUGGUACUGUGGACGCCCAGUGAAGAAAGAGUUGAACUGUUCUCACUACAUACACACAAGGUUUUUACCGGAUACUACUGUAGCACCUUUAACAGACACGGAGCAGACGAUCUUGCAGAAAAAAAUUGGCUCCGGUUUCAUAAACUACGACAACAAAGCUGAUGUGCACUUUGUUGUAUUAAAUAGGACCCAAACAACUGGUGUGAAAGUAGACACGACACCUGACCGGCUGAUCCCACCAACACCAUGUAACCAGGUACCACCACGACACACCUGGGCUCAACCUGAACCAACCGGCUAUUUUUACAAAGGUCACUGGCAGCCAUUGCUGUGUCGUGUAAAGGAGGACAACUCAAGCUCGUGUUUUAAAAACGUCUCGUUUUUAUUGCUGGGCGACUCCAAUGGACGCAGCCAUUAUUAUAUAAUAGCAAAACUAUCUGGAUGUGCGAAUGUAAUCAACGCCACCAGCGAAAAGUGGCACAAACCUCUGCUGUGUGUACAUCAAGCCAACAACUUCUCCAUAAAAUGGCUCCCACACUCAAACCCUUUUUUGUCCUACUCGACCGAGUGGUCCUCCCCACUGAAGGACCUGAUCCCUUCCAGUUACGCAAUCGACCAGAUCCCCAUGACAGGCCGCCAUAUUGUGUACAUCAACCACUACAUCCAUCUGACCAGUCACCAUCUCAGCGCUUACGUCAACAUGAUGACCGACAUCAAACUUGCCAUUGAUCGAUUGAUUCAGAGAAAUCCUAAUGUGAUUGUUGUUUUACAGGGUCCUCAUGUUGCAAAUAGAAAGAGUGCCUACAGCUUUGCCGAUGUUGUCCGACCUUUCAUGAUAGAAAUCCAGAGGGAUGUUUUUAAAGACCUGCAGGAUCACGUGAUCUAUCUACCUGUAUCAGACAUGAGCAUCGCCUGUCAGAAUCAAGACACGCACCCGACUAUCCCAGUCAGGCUGGAACUAGCCAAAGUGCUGCUGGGGUUAAUCUGUGAUAGGUGGCAGCAGUAUGACACGCCCACCGUGUUAGUACACACCAAGGUUGUACACAUCUUUCACGUGGAUGACGUCAUGAAAAGUGGGGAAACACAGCCCAGCCAUGACACCGUUUCAAGUGUAGAGAAACUUCUAGAAUUCAGAGCCAGAUUGGCCUUCAGAUUGAAUAAAACCGUUGCUAUGGACGCUACGAAGGUGGAGUGUGCACAAAUUGCUAGAGAGCCGAGGUUAGCAUGGCGCAGUCGGCCAUCUUUAAACGGCAGCUUUACGGCAGACGCAGACCACGCAUGGAUGACUUUAGUUCGAGACAAAUGCCACGCCCUAUGGUUACCUGAGUUCCUGAGUAAACCACCUGUGCCCUUUUUGUACGAGUUUGAAAAGUUGUACGUGCUGGACCCGCCCAUAGAAAACCUGACACAAGUCUCAAGUCAUAAGUCAUCUACAGUCAUCUUGCUAAACAACAGCCAAACAUUCACCGUGGGCGACACCAUCGCUCUCCGUGUGGAGGUCAAGGACCAGGAGGGUCAGCCAAAGGUCAAAGGUGGCGAUGAGAUCAGAGCCUGGUUCCAGGAUUUGGAUCACGACAGCAAACUGGCAGGUCAGGUGACAGAUUUGAACAAUGGAACUUACCUGGUUACAGCUGUUCUACCUUGGGAAGGUCGGCUCAGGGUCACUGUACAGCUGACCUACUCCAGAGAAUUUUUUACUGCUCUGCUUACAAGUCACCUGAUGAUAAAAGGUUUCAGACAAACUGUUGGGGGGUUUGUGAACUCACAGGCGAGUGAGGCAACCCUUUGCCACAACACUGACGUCCUCCCAGGGUACACCCAGGGGGAGGUCUGUAACUUGACGUCAUCAAACGGAUCCCCGUGGUACUGCGGACGCCCUGUGAAGACAGAGUUGAACUGUUCUCACUACAUACACACAAGGUUUUUACCGGAUGCAGCUGUCGCGCCUAUAACAGACACGGAGCAGACGAUCUUGGAGAAAAAAAUGGGUUCAGGUUUCAUAAGCACUGACAGAUUUCAACUCCUUGUACUGAAAAGGAAGGAUUUAAAAGGUGAGAAAGUAGACCCGACACCUGACCGGCUGAUCCCACCAACACCAUGUAACCAGGUACCACCACGACACACCUGGGCUCAACCUGAACCAACCGGCUAUUUUUACAAAGGUCACUGGCAGCCAUUGCUGUGUCGUGUAAAGGGGGACAACUCAAAUUCAUGUUUCAAAAACGUCUCGUUUUUAUUGCUGGGCGACUCCAACGGACGCAGCCAUUACUAUACAAUAACAAGCCUAUCUGGAUGUGCGGAUGUAAUCUCCGCCACCAGUAAAAAGUGGCACAAACCCCUGCUGUGUGUACAUAAAGCAAACAACUUCUCUAUCAAAUGGCUGCCACACUCAAACCCCUUUCAAUCCUACUCAACCGAGUGGUCCUCCCCACUGAAGGACCUGAUCCCUUCCAGUUACGCAAUCGACCAGAUCCCCAUGACAGGCCGCCAUAUUGUGUACAUCAACCACUACAUCCAUCUGACCAGUCACCAUCUCAGUGCUUACGUCAACAUGAUGACGGACAUCAAACUUGCCAUUGAUCGAUUGAUUCAGAGAAAUCCUAAUGUGCUAGUCGUUUUACAGGGUCCUCACAUUGUAACAAGACAGAGUGUCUACAGCUUUGCCGAUGUUGUCCGACCUUUCAUGAUAGAAAUCCAGAGGGAUGUUUUUAAAGACCUGCAGGAUCACGUGAUCUAUCUACCUGUAUCAGACAUGAGCAUCGCCUGUCAGAAUCAAGACACUCACCCGAUUUACAAAGUGGCAGAGGAUAUAACCAAAGUACUGUUGGGUACAGUCUGUGAUAGAUGGAAGUAG
Messenger RNA from Physella acuta, 3890 nucleotides. RefSeq lists its product as uncharacterized. The record is from RefSeq and is a predicted model, not a curated record. Lineage: Eukaryota; Metazoa; Mollusca; Gastropoda; Physidae.